Molecule: messenger RNA, 13176 nt
Organism: Porites lobata
Lineage: Eukaryota; Metazoa; Cnidaria; Anthozoa; Scleractinia; Poritidae
Source: the annotation of a GenBank genome assembly
CUAACAACCUUGAAUAUCCUUUUGUCGAUCUCCGCGUCGAUAGGGAACACUCUUAUCCUUGUCGCUCUUCGUAAGGAAACUUCUCUUCAUCCGCCAUCGAAACUCUUGUUUCGAUGCUUAGCAACAACGGAUCUGUUGGUUGGUGUACUGUCACAACCUCUGUAUGUCAUCCAGUUACUUUCCAUUGCACAUCAGCGAAUGUCACUUUGUUUCACCGUAGUUAGUGUAAAUGCAGUUGUUGGUUCAAGCCUGAUCGGUGUGUCCUUGUUCACGACGGCUACAAUCAGUGUGGACAGACUUCUCGCUCUCUUACUAGGGCUGAGACACAGGAAAACAGUUACUUUGAAAAGAAUUCGUGGAGUCAUCAUCGUCUGCUGGAUUAUAAGCAUUUCCAUCUGUACCUUGAGGCAUUUUUGGAAAUCACACCAUUUUCUAUUCUCACAAUUUGCCUCUGGAAUGAUUUACUCGUCGCUAGUAAUCUCGGGAAUUUCAUACACGACGAUUUACCUAAUUCUUCGCCGUCAUCAAACUCAGAUGCAAGAGCAAGCGGACGAAGUAGGAACUACAUUCAACAUAACGCGAUACAGAAAGACAGUGUCCACGGCUAUGUGGGUACAGCUUACAUUAAUAGCCUGUUAUUUUCCCUAUGGUGUUGUUAGUACAAUAAGCCAUCCAUAUGCCCUAUCUCAUAAUCUUUCUGUCAGGCUUACAAUAACCCUUCUCCACUUAAACUCAUCUUUAAACCCUGCUCUCUACUGUUGGAAGAUCAAGGGAGUUAGGCAAGUGGUGAAGAAUUCAGUCAGACAUCUGUGUGAUGUGGUUUGUUCUGUUUAACCUGCAGCCUAUAAUUACAGGGAGUAACUGAGAGGAGCUCCCACGCGUCAAGAAUUUUUGGCGGGAAAUUGUCUGGCAACCAGCGUUUUUUUGGGCGUGCCAACGGGGUAACAGUAAACUGAAUGUAAGACUUUAAACGGUAAUCUGUUCCUAUUGUCCGGUAGCAGCAUGUUUGAAAUUAAAAUAUUGUUCAAGUAAAGCCUUAUAACUGCUGAAAUUAAAAAUUUACCAUACAGUGCUGUGUACUCGUGAGUGUUUUUGGUCGUGUAUCGGCUAUGAUGAAACUGUGAGGUAUUUUCACCAUAAGACAGUUACAUAGCCUCAAUUUCAUCCGAUUGCUUCGAGUCGUUUUCUCCUCUCAGCAAGUAAUAAAGACUUGAAGUAAUCGGAUGAAAUUCAGGCUAGGGAACAUUCGCAGGGAACAGAUUUUGGUCCCUGUAACCAUUCCCUACGAAUGUUCCCCUCGUGUGUGCCGGCCUUAAAAAUUGCAUAAAAUUGGGCAAAACUUCUCAGGAAUUCAAAAUACUCUAAACAAUUGAGUCUAAAAAGUUAUAGAAUUCCCCUGAAAAUAACGUUACAAAACAAAAUAUUCCGUGAAAUGAGGACAAUCGAAGAAAGCAUGUGGGUCAAAGAAUGGCUGGGAAUAUUAAUUCAAAAGACAGAGCAAAUCAUCUUAGGCUAAAAAUAUAUAUCUACGUGUAUCUGUUCAUCAGAAUGCCUAAAAAUAUUUAGAACAUUUGGUUCGAAUAUAACGCAAAGUAAAAUUUUGAUUUGCGUCAAUUAGAUAAAUAAUAAUCUCAAAAGAAUGCAGUAAAUAAGACUGGUCCGUGGAUUGCUAAAACAUGGUUCGUUUGAUUUGCCCUAGACUGAAAUGAAACAGCCGCCUCGCGCGAAACGCCCCUAGCGGCCAGGAGCGAUGAGAGGCGGAUGAAACGCGUUCCUUCCGUGUUCAACGAUCAUUCGGUAGAAAAACCGAAUACAUGGGAUCGCUUCAAAUCUGAAUUCGACCCGUGUUUGUAGGUGGAGCCGAUCGGUCCAAAAUUGCCGUUCCUUUUCGAGAAAGUGGUUCUUCCUUCGUAGAUUUGUAGCCUCAUACGUUAUACUCAUACGUUUUUUGGGCUCGUCACGCGUUCCUCCCCCACAGCGGAACUGCCACUUCCGAUUUUAGGCCAGUUAGCGUUUUUAAGGCCAUUCAAAGCUCGGAAAUUUGGGAUAAUAUAUUCUGUCCAGUAAAAUUCCCUGUGACUUAUAUUCAGCUCAAAAUAUUCUGAACAGAUCACUAUGGGCCCGGCUUGUAAUGAAAGGCCGCAAAACGAUUUAAACACAGUAAAUUUGUUUAGAAUAUUGUCCUAAAAAGGUUCUCGUUGAGAUUCCCUGAGACAACGAUAACCUGUUAAUGUCCUCUCUUGCACGUUAAUAUGAGUUUAUUAUGGAAUCAAACAACUUGAGCUCUUCCCCAAGAAACGACAUAGGUUAAUAACAACAAAAUUGCAUAACAUACAUGACAUGGUACGCCCUGAAAAUACAAGAUUAAUUAAUUAAUUAAUAAUAAUAAUAAUAAUAAUAAUAAAUCAAGGACAAGAGUGGUACCAGUGGUUGUAGGUGCCAGCUUCUUUGACACUGAACCCAAUGCAGGCCACUUGGAGCAACUAGGAAUUAAAAACCGAACAAGAACGAUGCAAAAGUCGGCACUCCUCGGAUCGGCACAUAUCCUCAGAAAGGUGCUGGAAGUCUGAGGUCUCGGGAUGAGACUUGACUGGAUAUUUCUCCCCAGGGAAAAUCCCUGUGCUAAAUUUUACAUAAUAAUAAUAAUAAUAAUAAUAAUAAUAAUUACUUAACUAUCCUCUCCCCGUCGGGGCUUUUCAGGGAUAAUGAUACAAAUAUCAUACAGAAACAAGUAUUUCAAAUAUAACAUAGCAGGUUAAGAACCGCAACUGGCAGGAAGCAAACCAGUUGGCUAUUUACAAGCGUGGCCGAGGAGUUAAACUCGGGACUACCGUGAAACAACACCAGCUAGUGGUCAGAAAGGGACUUGAACCGAGAACCUCCAGAUUACAAGUCCAACGCCCUAACCACUCGACGACGCUUCCUCUUCAUCGGCAUAACGUCACGUGUUACGUCUCUCUUGGAUAGGAAGCAAUGCCGAACACUUGACAGUGUUAAUUUGCCGUGUGUAGCAUUUUCUAGGAUAUUACCAUAACUCAGUCAGACUGUGUCUCAUCAACUUUCUUCUUUCUUCUUUUCUUUCUUUUCCUUCUUUUUUCUUUUAAAUUUAUUUAUUUGGUUGCGACAUAAAGAAAACUACUUACAAUUAUUAACGUCAUUUACAUCCCGGUACUAACACUACUUACGACGCAGUACUUAUAAUGCUUACAAUACAAUGCUUACUUGCCAACUUACAAUACAACCCUGUAAUUAUCUACCGAAGCCUAAGGCUGAGGCUGAUAACACCUAAUUUGCAAGAAUGAAGAUGAUAUCUUGCAAGCAGAAGAACAAGAUCAAUAGCUGCAUAAAUAGGAACGUUUGACAGCCCCAUCAAAUGAAGAUCUGAGAGAACAAAAUCAUUCCCAAGGCCCAUUUUGAAGAGGAAUUGUUUAACAUGUAAAAACCUUGUGUGAUGGAACAGCUCAGGAAAAGAUGGGUGAUAGUCUCUGUUUUUCUUUCAAGAAAACAACAUUUAUCAGACUGUACAAGGUUGAUUCUCUUCAGAAAAUCAUUCGCGGCAAUCUUCCGAUGUAAGAACUUUAAAUGAAAGGUUUUUAAUUUGUUAGAUAACGUACAAUUAAAAGCAAUUGUGUAUGCUACCUUCCCGUCUACAUCAUACUCAUUCUGAAGAUGAAGGUCUCUAAGCCACUUUCCUUGGCUCCGGAUGGGUGGGGGAGUUCUCUUCUUCAGAUAAAAUUAUUGACCUUCCUUUCACAAUAUCCUUGCCCCGCAUCCGAGUACUAUGCAGCUUCCUCACAAACGAUUUCACACCUGAAAGAACUCCUUAAAAUUCUAACCAUUUUAGUUCUUGAAAAUUGGUCCUCAAAUCGUCACACCCAAGGAGGGUACCAUUUUCGUCUAGUAAGUGAGAAAUUUUGCUAAUACUGUUGCUCGAUCAAUGUUUAUGGAAUACGGGCCGGUUAUUUAUUUGAAUUAGGGAGUUGUACCAGAUAAUCUGAUCACCGAUGUUUGCAUCCGUAAUGGCCGCGACGUCAGAAGAUCAUUUGGGCCACGUUACUCCAUUUGGGACCCCUUUAUGUCUUCGUCUCUCCUUAUGAUGUACUAUGAAGUUGGCUAAUAUUUCGUCGGCCGCUAUUAUCAACAAAUAAGGGGACAUCGGGCAGCCUUGUCUGACCCCUCUAGCUAAAGUGAAGUGCUCGAAGUCUAUUUUCUAAUUAAUACGUAUCAGUGUCUCGAAAUGUCGUUUGUUGUGAUCCCAGAGGGUCCAGAUCAGGGCUGAGUUGCUCAAAGCAUGGUUAGCUUUAACCAUUGGUAUUAAACGCUGGUUAACGCUAACCAUGCUUCGAGCAACUGGGCCCAGAUCGUCAACUGCUUCUUGGGGGGCGGGGGGGUCCUUCUUGGAAAACGUAUUGAGCAAAAAAACUACCGAGCAUAUUAAAUUCUGUCUCUUAAACACUUCUUGGUUUAUUCUAUUACAAUAGCUGUAUCUUAAAAAAUACUUUGCCUGAUCAAUCAAAUGUAGUUCACUAUUUUUACAGAUAGUAACAUGAUCAGCGAGAUCAAUUGAAGUGACCUUUAGAUCAGUUUUUUUAAUACGUGAAAGCUUUUACGAGAAAUGUUUUCAAAUAAACUGACAAGCAACUCAACCAUACUUGAAUUCGUGGUAUUUCACAGGUCUUUGUUUAGUUUAACGUUCCUUUUUUUUGUUCAAGUGAUUUGUAUUCUCAGUCGUUACAAUACAGUGUAUUCUAAAAGGUUAUGAAUCACUGGAAUACGUAGAGUCAAGCCGUAAAAAAUUCAAAAUAAGACCGACAAAAAAAAACAACAUUCAAAUUGAAUUUCGUUAGUUCUAUUUGUCCUCUAUACUAAAAAAUGAAUUGCAUGUUUUAUAUAUGUAAGAUCUGUUGUUUUUACUGGUAAGUAAUACUAAAACCAUCGGCCCCGCAUCGGGUCCAAAAGGUUCCUGAAAAAAACUUUUGUGACGAAAAAUAAAAUAAUUUUACAAAUUAUAUUUGCCUCAGAUGCUUUCGGGACUAAUGCACUGCAAAUACAAACAAUACUAAAGAAUAAUCCAAAACGAUUUUUUUGUGUUUCUUUGGUCAUCUCUACUUAAAAGUCACACACAGAACAUGUGUUUUUAAGUUGAUAUUAUUAUCCUAAGAUUUUAAAGAUCGUUAGUCAGUAUGAAAAAGCCGUAAAUAAUAACCGACACUAGGAAAAGAACCAGCAUCAAUCGUGAUUGGCAUUUUGCGUUAGACAUUUGUUUGAUCGCUUUCCUGUUAAAGGCCUGGAUUUUGAUUUUUCCCUGCGUCAACUGAAUGAAGCCAAAACCAGCCUGGUAAUUCUGCAAAGCAAUCCCGUCAAGCUCAGUUACAGUUACUUCGUAAAAUUCGUUCAAAGGUAUCUGACUGUCGAAAACAGGCUGCUUCAAAACAACAAACAGAGACUUUUGAUUCACCCUCUCGUGUUGGCAAUAAAUAAAGAAGAACAACAAACAGGCGACGAAGACGCCGAUUGGGAUGGCCUUGGAUCCACCUCCAGAAAUCCUGAAAACCAUGGUACAAAUCAGGCUGGCAAAACACACCAAUCGAGCAAUCUUCAAGAAGUAAGGACAGUCUAUAUACUUGGGUAGCUGUUCAUUAGGGAAGUAAGGUCGGCUUGUCUUGAUGUAAUGGUUUGCAUGUGCAUGUACUUCAUCUCUGACUUCUGCGUCGACUCCAACUUCUUCUACUUUUAUCCGUCUGUAUUUAAGUCGUUCGGUCUUUAACAGAGUUGUUCUCUCGCCAGACAUGUCAAUUAGUGUAUCGCUUAACCUAAACAAGACAUAAAUAUCACGGAAGGUUGUCCUCAGCUAUUGAGAGACUGAGCAGCCACGGCAUUUCUUCUUCGCAGUUUUUAUUAUUCAAGUUAACUGAAAACUACAUUAACAUACAACAUGCCAAGGUAAAGGCAAUGCUUUCCACAGUGUCGAAGCUUAGUUGUUUUUACUUAUUUCGUAAAACGUAUUUUACGGUCCUGUAUUCGGUUGUUGUCGUAUCAGUGCAUGCUAAACCUUGACUUGUGAACACUGCCCGCAAUACCAAUCCACCGAAUCGUUUGACAAUUCUUAGUGUAAAAUUUUGGGUUGGAACAAGAUCAACAACCGGAUGACAAAGGAAUGUGGCAGAAAGGGGUUGACUAAAAGAAUACUGAGUCGUUUUUCCCCAUGCUGAGAAUAUAUGCCUGAAUUGCCAAUCAAAACGGACGUUUUCGUACCUGUUGCAGCAAUCUUGAACUGGGUUUUUAACCAUAUGAGUUGGCGGUAAUAAUGAACGAUUAUGGAUCAAGUAGCCCACGGUUCCGGGAAACGUAAUCUGGCGUACUCCCUCGUUGUGCAACCGAGUACGCAGCAGCAGGAAACGAUAUCGCCCAAUCCGAUUUCUUCAAAUAUCGGAAACUUGACCGAGGGUCAUCACGUGAAAUCGAAGUGAAGAAGGAAAUCAGAAGUUGUCUUUUAUGUCCCUUUUAGCCUUAGCGAACCCAAGUUCAUUUGCAUAUUAAUAAGCUUUUUCAAAAUUUCUGUGUGAAAUUACUGCUGACUAACGGCAAGUUACUACUCCAUCUUCUCGCCAGCUUUUCUAAAAACUGUUCCUAUCCGUGGUUUUACGAUUUUGUGUCCAAACGUUUUGAAUAAUAAAUACAUAAAAAAAGGUCUUUUUAAAUUUACAAAUGCAAACCGGUUGGUUCACGGUUUGGGAAAAAGGUACCGAAGCAAAAUUCAGGACUCGCGUCCCGGAAUCGUGCCUACCAUUAGUACAGUUCCAAAUUUUACCUAAAAACGGCCAAGAAAGCCUGAAACUGUUAUCAAAGAUGGCUUUGCCGAAGAAAUGGAGCACGGAUUGUUUGGUGCAUUAAUUCCGUCCGGAAAAACAGGUCUACCUUUUCAGAUUUUCGGUUGCCCCCCAAAAUUUUCCCCUGGAACGACCCAAGAAGUCGUGUUCCGUUUACUACCCAACCAGGUUUUCCGGAAACUUUUUCUAAAUGGUAAACAACCAUGUUUUCUAAAGAGAUAGUCUUUUAAGAGUUCCAAGUUGUUGUUUGAAUAAUGGCCCGACGGUCUCGUUGAACAAAGGCCCGACGGUCUCGUUGAACAGGUUGAAUGACCACUUUCAAUCCCCAUCAUUGUAUGAUAUAUUGUGUACCUGAUUUGUUAAUCAAGAGCUGCUAUGUUUGUUGAUCAAAAAUAUUGAACCGUGUGUCAUCGGCUUGUAACCAUGUCCAAAGCGACGUAAUCAAGUCUUGAUUCAGCCGGUUCGAGUUUGACGUCAACAAAAAAAAAGAGUUUACUUUGUGCAUGGAAAAUUAUUGGCCAAAAGUUCGAAUAAAUGAGCCAAAAAAAUGGAAGAAAACUUCAACUGCCCCAAACGCAAGUGGCGUUUCAAGUUUAUUGUUGUGUUGUUUCAGGAGCAAAGGUGGUACCGUUAGUUAGUGCCCAGCCUUCGGUGCGAGGUGUUCCAAGUUCGAUCCCCAGUGACAUCACAUCCUUGUUUCAACUUCUCUCCUUUCUGAGUAGCUUGGGCCAGCUUUAAAUAGCCUUAAAACGGAGCAUUGAUGGAGAGAGGGGGGUGAAAUAAGCGCACCGUCGGCUUCAAGUUUAUCAGUUAUUACAAUCAGGAGUUAUCGACGGAAAAUAUGCUUGCUUUACCUUUUUUUGAUAAAGAAUUCCAUGCACUUUAUAUUGGCCUUAACCACCCGUUAAAUUUCUCAAACGAUCAGUUGUUUAUCCAUACAAACGAAAAUAAUUAACGGAAUGAUGAUAUAGGAAAAAAUUGGGCCUAUGUCACGAAACUGUAUCAUACGGCCGGAACCCAAAGAAAAUAUGAAUUAUAUCAGCCAUAUCGGUUUUGCAUGAAUGAAGAGUUAUUUAAUUGUAAUGAUUUGUAUCAUAAGUUCAGAGCCAUACAUCUUACGUCGAGAAGUGUGUUUAUACAUUGGAAACUUUUGAUAUAUAGUAUAUUCAGGUGAAAAUCUCUCAGCGAUCAAAGAGCGAGAGCGACUCAAGUCAGCUAGAGGAAGAGCGAAUCAAAAGAGAUUUUGUGGUAUCUCAGUUUUAGGUAUUCAAGCCCUUACAGGUUCGAGAUUUUAAGCAUUCUCGUUGGUUUCCCUGAUAAUAAUCCUGUAAUAUUGUUUUCAUCUUAUUUUGUACCGAUUAAGUCCCAUUUUUAUCAGGAGCUACAAAUUUCAUUGUAAUGAGGUAACGUUCUCUGAUCCAGUGACAAAUGUUUAUUAUGUCAGCUUGAGUGCGUCAUCAUUAUUAGACAUGGAAUAGUGCUUUACAACUAUUUUAACACUAUAACUGUAUUUCGAUUUUGAACAUACUUGGGCUAACUGUCUUGACGCCGUUUAAGCUGUUUAAUGAGCAACACAAACUGCAGAUAGAUUUUCGAAAAUGGAAGAGAAAAACUACGAAGCAAUACAAAAAGUUGCAUGCACGGCGUCCCUUUACGGAAACCCCUUUCUGUAUUCAACAGCUGCUUUGAAUAUUCUUCUAUCAGUUACCGCGUCAAUGGGGAACAUUCUUAUCCUUGUUGCUCUUCGCAAGGAAAAUUCUCUUCAUGCUCCAUCAAAACUGUUGUUUCGAUGCUUAGCAACAACGGAUCUUUUGGUUGGUAUCCUGUCGCAGCCUUUGUUUGCCAUUCAGUUGAUUUCCAUUGCACAUCAGCGAGUGUCACUUUGUUUCAUCCUUGUCAGUGUAAAUGAAAUUGCUGGUUCAAGCCUGAUCGGUGUGUCUCUGUUUACGAUGACUACAAUCAGUGUGGACAGACUUCUUGCUCUGUUACUAGGGCUGAGACACAGGAAAAUAGUCACUCUGAAACGAAUUCGUGGAGUGGUCAUCGUCUGCUGGAUUAUAAGCAUUUUCGUCUGCACCUUGAGGCGUUUCUGGGAACGCCACUACACGCAAAUCUCGCAAUUCGUCUCUGGGAUGAUUUACUCAUUACUAGUGAUCUCAGCAAUUUCAUACACGACGAUUUAUCUAACACUUCGCCGUCAUCAAACUGAGAUGCAAGACCAAGCGAAUGGAGAAGGACCUCCACUCCACAUCGCACGGUACAGAAAAACAGUGUCCACCGCUUUGUGGGUGCAGCUAACACUUAUAGCCUGUUAUCUUCCUUACGGUGUUGUUAGUACGUUAAGUCAUCCAUAUGCCCCAUCCCAUAAUCUUUCCGUCCGGCUUACAAUAACCCUUCUCCACUUAAAUUCAUCUUUAAACCCUGUUCUCUAUUGUUGGAAGAUCAAAGGAGUCAGGCAAGCGGUAAAGGAUACACUCCGACGUCUGUGUUCUGUGGUUUACCGAGCUAAACCUCCAGGAGAAAGUAGCGUGUAGUAAGUUUAGCGGAUGUUGAUCUGCUGGAAGAUCAGGGGAGUCCGGCAAACAUUCAAGUCAGACACUGUGUCAUAAUAACAGGGAAUAAUGUUAUCUCAACUUGAAACGCGACUCUAACAACGUUCAAAUUAAUUCAUCGUGGUUUGUAAGUUUUGCUCUUCUCGGUUUUUUUUCUUUCACAACAGCUGCUUAUGCUCCCGAAAUAAUUUCGAGGCUAUGUAAUUUAUUCUCAAAAUGAAAAUGUUAUCAUAAUGGUUUAAUUUUUUUUGGCAUCAAAGUAUCUGCUCGAGAAUUAUUACGAACUUUUGAACUUUGCAAGACAUUUUAAUAUGGUCGAACUUGUCCAUCUUCUUGCAAACUUCUCUCAAAACUGUCCGUAUCCGAGGUUUUGCGAUUUUGUGUCUAAACGUUUUGAAUCAGAAUAAAUACAUAAAAAAAACCCUUUAAAAUUAAACGUCUGAGUUAAAUAUUGUGUUUGAUAUCCCUUUCUUAAUCUUUCAGUUUGAGGGAUUAUUUUUUCUGUUUACACCCUGUGUCAGCAAGUGAAAUGUUCGUGGAAAGUGCACUUUGGUCGAAAAGUGCGGGAAGUUUUGUUCCAGCUGAGUCACUUUCAGCUGGUAAAGCUGCGUGGGCUGUAAAUAGGAAGGUCGCGAGUUUGAAAGCAAGUAUUAAAGGAAGAAAGUACUGCCUUUGUCCUCCGAAUAGCCAACCCCUCACUGAACUCGGUUGUUCACGUCAUAUAUCAGUCUCUAGUUACCGCGUUCUAAGUACGUUGGAACUUUGAUAAAGUAUAAGUUUUUUGGGUUCGAAUUUUUUUUAUCCAAAAAUAGGUUCUUCUCUUAUUUCAAUAGAGAAGAAGAUUGUGGGUAAUAAUACAUAUAGUGAUUUGAAACAAUAAAUAUCUGCCAAAAUUUCCAAAUAGUUACAAGUGAAUAAAAGAAAAGAAAAAAAUUAUAUUGUAAAACUUUAUCUGAAUUGAUGCACGACGUUAGAAAUGCCUUAGCAACAGUGAUCAGUAAUUUAUUUACGAAUACGUCCGGCAUCCAUUCAUACAACACUCGUUCCGCUGACUCAUACAAUUUUUACAUAAAACGAUCAAGGCUUGAAAUACAAAGAAAUGCUUUUCCAAGAAUAGGCGCAAAACUCUGGAAUGAGAUACGGCGUUUUCUGAAAGAACUACCAAAACCUUAAUUCAAAAAAGGAAUUCAAAGUGUGCUACCGAGUAUUUUCGAAGAAGUAGAUUCGUUCAUUGAUAUACACCAGAUCAUUUCUGAGGUAAUAUCCUCAGUAACUAGACUACGAGUAGUCCCCAUUUUUCCUCAGGGAUAGUAGAGCGAGCGAAACGUGAGCGCGCGUGAAAAUCACCCCACGCGAGAUAGGCGAAACGCGGCGGUGAGAGAGAAAAAUUUCUCUCUCCCCAAAGAAGAAGUAGAUUCGUUCAUUGAUAUACACCAGGUCAUUUCUGAGGUAUUAUCCUCAGUAAUUAGACUACGAGUAGUCCCUAUUUUUCCUCAGGGAUAGUAGAGCGAGCGUGAAAAUCACCUCACGCGAGAAAGGCGAGACGCCGUUGAGGGGAGAGAGAAAUUUUUCUCUCUCCUCACCACCGCGUCUCGCCUUUCUCGCGAGGGGUGAUUUUCACGCUCGCUCUACUAUCCCUGAGGAAAAAUAGGGACUACUCGUAGUCUACUCAGUAACGAGCAGAGUAUGAAUAUAAUCUUUCCGCAUUAUAUUAUUAUUAGACAAACAUGUCGUACAUAAGAGAAUAAAUUAUUCCCUACAGGUAAAUUGACUGACCCGUCAAGAUUAGCUCUAGCUACCAGUGGGCCAGUGAACUUUUGUAAAACUUAAAUAAGGAGAAUAAAGAUUAUUAUUGUUGUUGUUGUUGUUGUUGUUGUGAAAUCAAAUCCUUUUAUACUAUAAACAAAAAAAUCAUUUUAAGGAAAACCACUCUAAAAAUGGCCAACUUCCUAAUUUUUGCACUAUUUAUUAAGCCUAACAAAAAUGUUAUAAGACGGAUGAUAAGAUUACGUCUUGUAGUUUUCCUAUUAUCGGGUAACAAACAUUUCUUUGUUGGUAAAUGAAUUAAUGUACAGUGAAUUCUCUUUUCUCGAUCCCGCACAGUCAACUUCCCUUAUAUCGUGCCGAGUCCCGCGGGACCGCGAGUCAGUCCCUACAGUAGCGAGAGUCCCGACCAGCUUCCAGUAGGCUUGUUAGGUCAAUUGGUAGACUGCUGCAACGGUAUCGCAAAGGCACGGGUUCGAAUCCCGUACAAGUCUGAAUCCUUUUGAGACUUUCUUUUCACAUCUGCACUGAAAAGUUGCCAGUAUUAAUAACUUCGAUCAUCUUCUUUACAUUAUUUCUUCACCCCGUAGUUCUUAUAAUUAUACAAUUUUCAUAUUGAGUAUUUAUUGGUUCAACAUUUAGCUAAUAGAUUAGAAGCGAGGUCCCUAUGCACAUGUAGCUCAACGGUAGAUUCGAAUCCUGAUGAGGAAACUCUAUUUAUUCCAAGUAGCCUAUGCCACUCACGGAAAAAAAAGAACAUUAUUCUCAAUAUUUGGGCAGAUUGGACGAACCACAGCAGUGCUAAUUAAGAGCACUAGGCUAGUAAAGAUGAAAAAAAAAAGGUUUCAAUCGAUGCUCAAGAAGAGAAUCGUAAUCAAAACUAUCUAUGAAAAACUGAAGAAAUAAAGAUGCCGCUCGCUGUUCGUUAUAACCAGAAUUUUUAAAAAAAAAUAACAUGGGCAUGUUGUGUGUAAGUCUGCAAGUUUGUGAUAGUGGGAGUUCAUUUCAUUGAAGCGUCUGUAAUGUUUGUCGGAGAUACAGUCGCUGUCCGCAUUAGCGAAUUGUCCGCACGACGAUAGUUGACCGUCAACCAGGCAUUUGGUAAGCGAGGGUUUGAAAAUAAACGCAGGCCUCUUGAACCAUGUGUUUCCCCAGGUUGUUCUACAUUAACACUUGCUGUUUUGCAUGGCCAAAUAAUACUGUACAUCCUUCUGACUGACUCUAUCGCCGCCUUUCUCACUUCUCUGAUCUUCCAGCAGUAAAGAACUGGGUUUAAAGAUGAGUUAAAGAAGACAAGAGUUAUGGUUACCCUUUUAUAAAGAAGGUUUGGUACGGAAAACGGAUCUGCCACAGCGGUGACUAUGCUAAAGGGAAGAUAACAGGCUACCAAUGUCAGCUCAACCCACAAAGCGGCUGAAACUGUUUUUUUGUAUCGUGCAAUAGACGUAAAACUUCCCUCGCCGUUAACUUGUCUUCUCUGAACAAGGUCUUGAGUAUGAUGGCGAAGAGAAAGAUAAAUCUUGCUGUAGCAGAGUGCUGAGGCUACCAAAUUGAUGCAAAUUAACGCAGAUAUCAGCCCUUGGAUAACAGCCUGUGACCAGAAGCGCCACAAAAACGAAAUUAGAACGCUAAAGAUCCAAAUAAAAAUUACAAUAGAUCGAGUUCGCCUCAAAGUCACUGUUUGUUUGUAUCCUAAUCCCAGCAACAGAGCAAGAAGUCUGUCUACGCUGAUUACAGUCAGUGUGCACAAAGACACGCCACUAAUGCUCAUCCCAGCCAUAUCACUUAUGCUGAUCAUUGCAAACGUGCAGCAAUAUGGUACUCGCUGAGGAUCCACGAUUAAAAACAAGUGAACGACGAAGAGUGGAUGGGAAAGCAGCCCAACUAAAAGGUCCGUUAUGGUUAGACUUAGAUACAGAAGCUUUGAUGGCGGGUGGAGAGAGGAUUCCUUACGGAGAGCAAACAGAAUGAUAAUGUUUCCCAACGCUGCUGUGACUGAUAGAAGAAUAUUAACAGCUGCAAGAGAGUAA